This is a messenger RNA of Telopea speciosissima, 538 nucleotides long. RefSeq names its product protein LIM3-like. Gene Ontology annotation, biological process: systemic acquired resistance. The transcript has 2 exons. Gene Ontology annotation, molecular function: fatty acid binding. The record is from RefSeq and is a predicted model, not a curated record. NCBI's taxonomy places the organism in Eukaryota, Viridiplantae, Streptophyta, Magnoliopsida, Proteales, Proteaceae. The coding region runs from base 71 to 394 and encodes 107 amino acids.
CACCGAGGACCAUCCCUGGAGAUGUUAACGUUUAUAAAGGAUAAAACAAUAGAAGGGGAGCAGCUUAGACAUGAAGGUUGGUGCUAGGAAGCUGGUGGCAUGUUUGUUGUUCAUGGUGGCUAUGGGAAGCAUGGUGGAGCAUGGAAUGGCCCAGAGAUGUGGUAGCACAUUCUUCUCAGUUCUUGUUAAGCUGAUACCUUGUAGGCCUGCUGUUGCCCCAUACAGCUCCAUUCCACCUAGUGAGGCCUGCUGCAAUUCUGUCAAGAUGCUUGGACAGUCAUGCCUGUGUGGUCUUGUAAACGGACCAUCAAUAACGGGUGUCGACCGCAACAUGGCCAUGCAGCUCCCAGAAAAAUGCAUUGCCAACUUUGAACCAUGCGAUCUUCGGGUGUAGCGGAUGGGUGCCAACUCUGUUUCUUAAUAAAGUGCAUAGAGAGCUAUAGGAGAUGUUUUCUAUGUACCAUGGUACUAAGGCAGCUAAUAAUAAGAGUGUAUAUUUGGGUGCUUCUCAAAUAUAUGACAGCUUGUUUCUCUUCCC